UCAGUGUGAAAGGAGGGGACUAUCCUAAACCGAGCUCAUUUUUACGCUUAGGUCCCUUUGCGGAGAGAGCGUCCUCUGGAUCUGAUGAAAGAGCUCCGCGCGAACUCAGAGCGCACUUCAUAACCCGGGGUCCGCAUCUUCCCACAUGCGCCGCUGACACGUCUCCAGACGUCACGCACAUCCCUUCGGGCGGCAGAGGGAACGUUCACCGGGCUGGUGUGGCACAUUGUGACUACGCACGAGAGACGCGCGCCAGGGGGACGAUGUUGCUGAAGGAGUACAGGAUAUGCAUGCCGCUCACGGUGGAGGAGUACCGGAUUGGGCAGCUGUACAUGAUCAGUAAGCACAGUCAUGAGCAGAGUGACCGGGGGGAAGGCGUGGAAGUGGUCCAGAACGAACCCUAUGAAGACCCGGCACAUGGCCAAGGACAGUUCACAGAGAAAAGAGUCUACCUCAACAGUAAAUUACCCAGCUGGGCUCGAGCAGUGGUUCCGAAAAUCUUCUACGUGACGGAGAAAGCGUGGAAUUACUACCCUUACACCAUAACAGAAUAUACCUGCUCCUUCCUACCUAAGUUCUCCAUCCACAUAGAGACGAAAUACGAGGACAACAAAGGAUGCAAUGACAACAUCUUCGACACCGAGCUGAAGGACAAUGAGAGGGAAGUGUGCUUCGUCGACAUUGCCUACGAUGAGAUCCCAGAGCGCUACUAUAAAGAGUCUGAGGACUUGCGGUAUUUUAAGUCGGAGAAGACGUCGCGGGGAAUGCUUCAGGAGGGCUGGAGGGACACCCAGGACCCCAUUAUGUGUUCAUACAAACUGGUCACAGUCAAGUUUGAGGUCUGGGGACUGCAGACGCGAGUGGAGCAGUUUGUACACAAGGUGGUUCGGGACGUGCUGCUGCUGGGACACAGACAAGCGUUUGCAUGGGUGGACGAAUGGAUCGACAUGACAAUGGAUGAGGUGAGAGAGUUUGAACGCGCCAUCCAGGAGGCCACCAACCAGAAGAUUGGGAUGUUCCCCCCCUCGAUCUCCAUCAGCGAGACACCCCUCUCCUCCUGUGCCCUCACUGGCCCUGCCAGUGCCCCAUCAACCCCCAUGUGCACUGAUGCACCUGAGUCUCUCUCUGUCCCUAAGGACAGACCUCGCAAAAAGUCUGCUCCGGAAACUUUAACCCUUCCCGACCCUGAUUCUAGUGGCGUCCUCCAGGGCUCUACCCUGAGCCCACAACCAGUGUCCAACCACCUCCAAUCAGCCACACUACCCUCCUCAAGCUCGGUUCUUGCUGAGGUAGAUGAGCACUAGAAGGACCGUUGGAUGUCUCCCCCCCCCCCCCCCCCCCCCCCCCCCCCUUUUCCCCAACACCACUGUCUUAGAAGGCCAGUAAGGCUUGCCUAUCCUCCAGACACCAGUACCCAAACAAGAGGUUCUCUUGCCAUAUUUGCCAUGGUCCUGGACAUGCAACAGUCACUCUAAACAUUUUUGUUAGUGUCACUGAUGCCAUUCAGGCAGCUGUAGGCUUAGUGAAUCUAAUGUGGCUGACUUCAACUUUUGUGAGUGUAGCCUGCCUUGUUUCUUGUCUAUUGGGACAAACACCUAUGAUGUCCAAUUAAAACAAAGAGCAUCUCAAGUCAUUUUGCUAAGGAACGUUCUGUAUGUUUUAUAAAUGAAUUAUCCUCAUUGUGUUCACGGCAUGUUUUCUUUGUUUUGAACUAUAAAUUAGUUGCCUUAGCACCACAUAGCUAUAUGUAGUGGUGUUUAUUAGUUUUCCCAGUAUGCACAGAUCAAUGAUGACAUUGUCCUUGCAGCCUGUUUAACGAGUGUAUGUAUUUAAUUAGAAGGAAAAUCAAUAAUAGAGUAUCACAGCGGACCUAAUAUGAUCGACUGUCACACAACAGAGACCUACAACCAAUGAAAGAACCAUCUAGCUACCGCGACCGGAGCUGUCCGAACAGGUCUGUGGAUCAAAGUGCAUCCUUUCGUUUCCAUCCGAGACUCGAGAUGCACGAUCAGUACAAUCACAGUUUACGCCUCAGGUUUCUCCAACCUCAAAGGCAGGGAUAUUGCUGUACCUUUCUUUCCUGCUUAUUGCCACCAAGCCACAUUUUAUACCUCCACAUAUAUUACAGUACAGCUACUGUUGUAUGUGCUCUACCGGUCAACUUAACCCUCAGAAUGUUUACACAAAAGAACCUUGGAGCAUUUGCAUAAUAGCAGUAAUAUAAUAGACUGAGCUGACGAAGCAUGAUUAGGUAUUCUAAAAUGUAAUUCAUUUUUUUUAACAUUAGUUACUGUACUUACUGUUACUGUUGUAUAACAACAGCAACAAGUCAAAUGUUGCCUGAACUAAUGCUGGACAUGUAGUGACAUCCAGUUUUAUCAAAUGAGUGAACCGCUUUAAUUUUCAUUUGUAGGAUCGAGGCCAUUUUUAAGCAAAGACUGAUAUUUGUGACAGCAACUCAAAGCAGAAUAUGUGCAUCGCUUUGGCUUGAGUAUGUGCUGCAGUGGCCGCAUAAAGCUUACAGGAGGGUUCUACUUUGCCACAUACUGUAGUAUUUCAGACAGUGCUUUGGUAGGAACUUCUUUUAGAGGGAACCAGGCUUGUAUUUCUACUUUCCACAUUCACUGACACCUCUGAAUUCCACCAAGUUAUUAAAAGAAAGGGUUUUAUAUGCUGCAUGGAAUGUUCACCACAUAUUAUGUGAAGUAUAUAUGUAGAUACUGUAAAUCGAUUGAUAUACUGGAUUUAUAUUUGGUGAUGUAUGGAAAAAAGCGAAUGCUAAUUUCUGAAGCUCUUUACUAGCUUUGUAUAAUAGUAAAAGUCGAUUGGUGUUGAGAGAAACUAACGUAAGCAUGUCCAGAGAAAAUACUGCAGGCCUUCAACUCAGUGCCUCUGCAUGCAACAGCCCUACUGUAACAACAGACGGUAUGUGUACAUGAAAGUCAUAUUUUUUUUAUUAUUAGUUUUACCCAAAACGUUGCAAUUACCAAGAAUAAAAAUGACCAAGAGCGACGUAAUCAGAUCAGCCAUAUUCAACCACAUUAGAUUUACAAACAGGGCUAACUUGUUAUUAUAUUUUAGGACAUUAUAAGAUAAUUUAUUCUCCCAUUUUUUUCAAGUUUUACAGAGCAAAUACAUUUUGCACUUUUCCAGUCUGUGACACCUUAUUUGACAGUAAGGGAAUAUGUUACAUUAAAGUUGUGUUAGGUCUGUUGGACCAAAGUCCUGUAAUACAGCACUGGGACUUUGAAGAGAGCAGGUUAAGAGUCCUUAGUGGUCUUGCCAUAAAAUCUUGUUAAUAUUUUGUACAGUUUCUCACUUGCUUUUGGUAAAAGAAAUCCAACUGUAGCUAUUUAUCUGUGACUGUAGCUUUUGUCUUUGCCUUUUUGAGGAUAAAAUGUUACAUCCAGUACCAGUCAUCUGCCCUCUGAAACCACCUAGAAUCAGACCUGUCUCUCUUGUCAGGGACACAGAGAUCCAGGGAUAAGAUGUUCCACUGGCUGUUAAAUAGUGGAAAACAUCCUAUUAUGAUCCUUAAGCUCUGUUUAAAAGAGUAAUAUUAGCUAUUGUAAAUACUGUUGUUAAUGAUUAAUAUAGUGGGAUUUCUUACGUUGAAUCUGAUACAGCUUUCAUUGCUGGUGCACCAUGAAUGUGGUCAAAGUGAUUAGCGACAACAACAUCUUUGCAGACUCUCUUUUAACCUAGGAGUAAUGUGUGUCUGUAUCUAUGAAUCGUCAUCUACUGAGGAUACUGAAUUCAGCUAAGUUCGAUCUCCUCAGAUGAGCUUCACGACUCUCGUUGUAGUGGUGAACUUUGACAUUCUCCAGUUGCUUUUGGCAAAAUGAUUCGUACAAGCUUUUUUUAGUGGCUGCUUCAACGUUUAAUUGUUAUGGUAUCUUCUUUUUUUUCUAGUAAAUUUCUGUACUUUGAUUUUGUGAUGGCUGUAUUGUUUGAAGAAAAACUUAAAUGGGUUUAUUCUUUACACCGUUUAGAUUAAAAGGACCAAGCUGUUCACUUCCCCCUUAUCAUCCUCCUGAUGCACUGUGCAUUUGGACACUGUUGUGCUGUCUCCUGAUAACUAGGACCUGCCUCACGAUCCAGUGUCACUGAGUUACUGUAGCUGAAGGACUGCACUGAGAACACUCCGGUGCUCUCUUGUGGUUCAGGUGUGUGCAACAACAUCAUUGAUCCUGCUUGUGAGACAGAGCCAAGAAGUGCCAUUCUUGCUCGGCUGCUGGAAGUUGCUCGUAGUUCUUCCUCUCUAGCUGUUAUUGUAUUUGUUACAUUUUUACAGACUUUUUAGGUUCAUUUAAUUAUUUGUUGUAAUUAUUGUUUAACAUUUUUCUGAAAUACACAAAUAAACAAAUUUACUACCUACUGAAA
This is a messenger RNA of Betta splendens (Siamese fighting fish), 4383 nucleotides long. RefSeq names its product cytoplasmic phosphatidylinositol transfer protein 1. Gene Ontology annotation, molecular function: phosphatidylinositol transfer activity; phosphatidylinositol binding. The transcript has 9 exons. The coding region runs from base 264 to 1304 and encodes 346 amino acids. NCBI's taxonomy places the organism in Eukaryota, Metazoa, Chordata, Actinopteri, Anabantiformes, Osphronemidae. Gene Ontology annotation, biological process: phospholipid transport. Gene Ontology annotation, cellular component: cytoplasm. The record is from RefSeq and is a predicted model, not a curated record.